This is a messenger RNA of Notolabrus celidotus (New Zealand spotty), 4369 nucleotides long. It is a transcript of the gene lipib, whose product is annotated as lipase, member Ib. The coding region runs from base 115 to 1485 and encodes 456 amino acids. The transcript has 10 exons. Gene Ontology annotation, biological process: lipid metabolic process. Gene Ontology annotation, molecular function: lipase activity; carboxylic ester hydrolase activity. Lineage: Eukaryota; Metazoa; Chordata; Actinopteri; Labriformes; Labridae. The record is from RefSeq and is a predicted model, not a curated record.
UCCCUCCUUCACUCAGCUCUCACAGCCCCUUCUCUCUCUCUCUCUCUCUUACUCUCUCUGACUCUGACUCUUCACCUCGAUCAUUCGCUCUCCGUCUCUCAGGUUGGAGGAAGGAUGCUGCCCCACAGGCUGCUGGGUCUGCUGGGACUCCUCGUGCUGUGCAUAGGUCAGGAGGAGAGCGGCGAGGUCGAGUCCUGCGAUAACUUCACAGACCUGAACCUGUCGCACUGCUUCAUGGGAACCAGCCUGUACGUCCGGCUGCUGCUCUACACGCGCUCCAACCUCGACUGCGGCCGCGAGCUCGACCACCGCCACCCGUCCUCCCAGCCGCUCUUCAAGCUCCACCUCCCCACCGUCUUCGUCAUACACGGCUACCGGCCCACCGGAGCGCCCCCCAUCUGGAUCGACCACAUCGUCCGCCUGCUGGCCGAGCAGGAGGAGAUGAACAUCAUCGUGGUGGACUGGAACAAGGGGGCGGCUAACCUCAACUACUUCACCGCUGUGACCUACACCAGGGACGCGGCUCAGAACCUGACCGGCUUCAUCGUGACUAUGCAGGAGGAAGGAGCCUCUCUGAGCUCAGUCCACCUGAUCGGAGUCAGUCUGGGAGCUCACCUGGCUGGAUUUGUCGGCGCGAACCUGAAGGGAAGGAUUGGACGAAUCACAGGUCUGGACCCAGCAGGACCGAUGUUCACCAGCGCAGCAGAGGACGAGAGGCUGGACCCGUCAGACGCCAUGUUUGUGGACGUUCUUCACACCGACAUGAACUCUUUCGGACUCCGAGGGUCUCACGGUCACAUCGACUUUUACGCCAACGGAGGAGCUGACCAACCAGGCUGUCCCAAAACCAUCUUCUCAGGUAAAUCCUACUUUGUGUGCGACCACCAGCGCUCAGUGUUUCUGUUCCUGUGCUCUCUGAACCGGACCUGCAGCCUCACAGGAUACCCCUGCGCAUCCUACAACGACUUCCUGGACGGGCGCUGUCUGCAGUGUGAGGCCUUCAAACCCGCCCCCUGUCCUGUGCUCGGUUACGAUGUCAGCAGGUGGAGAGAACCUCUGCUCCAGCUUGGACAAACCAAAGUCUUCUUCAGCACCACGGCCACGCUGCCCUACAGAAAGCUGAGCUACAGGGUGGACAUGGUCACCUGGAACCAGUACCUCCGCUGGGGGGUCGUCUUCAUCCGGCUGCACAGUGGCCGAAACUUCACAGAGGCUCGAUUAGACCAUAAGCUGCUCCGGUUCGAGCAGUACACCUCCACCCGGCUGCUGGCUCAGUUUGACGAGGAUCUGCAGCAGGUUCAGAAAAUCUCCCUGAGGAUCAACACGGGGAACGUGAUCGGACCUCGAUACAAAAUCAGACUGCUGAGGAUACGCUUCACUCCGCUGGACCGCCCUGAGAGGCCCGUGAUGUGCCGGUAUGACAUCAUCAUGGAGGAGAACAUGGAGGUUGCUUUUCGACCUUUACCCUGCGGCUCUCGUCUUUGACUCCCUGAAAGGACGCACCUCCUCUUCUUUUUUCUCCUCUUCUUCUACGGAAACCUCUCCAACCGACCCGGACACAGCCGACCUCCCGGGGCUACAGGGUGGUCUUCCGGCCCCCGGUUGGCCCUCCUGGUUGGACGACGAAGACGACCUGGCGUGUGCCGUGAAAUACCCGGAGUACUGGAAGAUUCACCUGUGGUUGUGGACUAUUGAAGCCACCUGUCUGCUGCUAACGGCGGGGUUUUUAGUCACAACUUAACUGUGAGAUCUGUAAACGACACAAAACCAGAUAAAGGAAAACUGAGUCUUACAUCAGGGUGAGAUCAGAUCAAAGUUCAGUAUCAGGUCUGUCUCUGGCUGCAAGACCAACUUACAUGCAACUUUCAGAAUCUAGAACAGUCCCUUUAAAUCUGAUGAAACAUGUAUUUCUACAAAGCUCGGAACGUCUGUUUUUUUCGUACAUCAUCAUCCAAAACCACAAUUUACAAGAGACAUGACUUUUACAUGAAACUCAGAAGUGUUCCUAAAACAUAAAGACACACUGAAGUGCUUUAAAGACAAUGUGAAGUGUUGAAAAGUAAGUAGAGCGUCAGGCAGGCACCUCUCAGGGGAGAAAUUGUCUUUAAAAUAAUGAACUAACGUCAUAUCUGUGAGGUUGUAACACUUGUUUUUACAUAUCUAAAUUCUGUUCUUUGACUUUAAAGGCUUUGAUCUGCUUUUUGAAUCCCAAAAUUGACACCUUCCUUUCUUUAUUUCGUGCUAUUUUGUCCCUUUUGGCAUGCCGUAGCUAAGCAGCCGCAGUGUCUUCCUGCUUCCCGCUGCAGCCAUGAUGGAAAACGACACAGCUGUGCUUUCGAACGCCACAUCAUGUUUUUAAAAACUCUCAGACGGCUCGGUUAACAAGUUGAAAUAAUUUUCACUUUGUGUCAAACUGAAUUAAACAUCACUGAAGUACUUUGAGUUAGAGCGACCACCUACUAGCUUAGCAUAGACUACAGACCACACUGGUGCAGCAUCUCACUCAUUUCGAAGUCCAUAAUAUGGACUUAGAUACGAUUUCAGAAUGCAAAAUAAUGGGAUUUUAAACGUGCAAUUCAAGGAAAACACAAUUUUUUGACAGCCCUACUUCUAAUAUCAUAAUCAAGAUUGUUACUUGAAAUUUAGGGACAACAUGCUCAAAUCUUUUUCUCUUCCUUUUAUCCAAAAAUAACUUCAACUUUUGAGCUUUCUUUAUUUUUUUUCUUCCUCCCAACUUUGAGUUUUUUAUAUUUAUAGUCCUCCCAGUUCAUGCAUCCUCCUCUUAAGGCCCUCUCUUCUUACUCCACCUCAUUGCCUACUUUUUAAACCUUUGAGGGUCUCAGCAUUUGGAUUUUUUUGAGAGUUUGGGCUUUCAGUUUCCUCUCUUACACGCAAAAACUGCCAGUACUAAAAAUUGUAAUACCGGAGGAACUGUAAAAAUAGUUAGAAGUUGUCACUCGUCGAAUUGAGAGACUUGCAGUUUUCGUAAAAUCUUGAAUCGACCGACUUUUUACUGGUUUCAGUAACAAAGAAGAGAAGGGUGCAAAGACUGUUUCUUUGUGUGCCUUUAGCAGCAGCUCUCAGCCUCUCUGGUUCACUUCUCCUCUGAUAAACUCACAUUUAAAGCCACUAUCCUGUCGUUAAAUGAAGAACUGAGCCGCUGUGACUCCAGGCUGAGAGCUGCUCAUCCAUCGCUGUCGCUGCUAUGACGUUUGUCCUCAGAAGUCAGCUGCUUCACUGCAGAGUGUUUGUGUACGUGUGUAAAGUGAUAAUAGUGAGUUAUAAGGAGGAUUAUGACGUGUUGGUAGGUCGUGUAUUUAAAGGUGACAUAUCACGCUUUUUUCAUCAACAUAUAUUGGUCUAAGAGGUCCCCAAAACAUGUCUUUAAAGUUUAUGCUCAAAAAAACACUUUGAAAUCAGAUUCUGGUCUGCCUGAAAAAUCCUCUUCUUCAGUCCCUCCUCAGAACACUCUGUUUUCUCUCUGACCACGCCCCCUCAGGAAGUGGAUGUGGUUCUCGGCUGUCCGGCACGUUGAUCUAAUGUUUAAUGUUGGCUGAAUAUUACACGGCUGCUCAGAGAAUCACGUUACUUCAACCCUCUGAAUCUGAUCCAGAAUCUGAUCCUGACGGAGAGGCGCCUGCAGCAGGCCUUUCUGAACCAUUGGUCACAGAUUUAGUGUUUCUUGUUUGUUUUAUUUUGUCAGUAUGUCGACGUGUUGUCUUGGUACACAGCUACGAACAUGUAGCUAUGUGGCUAUGCUAACUAGCGCUAGCACUUAUCCAUGAUAAAUAAAAUCCUCCACUAGAUCUUCAAAUCUGCAGACGUGGGGAGUAAAACCGACCUUUGUGUUUAUUAAGACAGCCUACAACUAGCAUGCCUCCCUCCUAAGCUCCUUGUUAGCACACAUUUGUGCAGGGAAUGAAAAACGGAGGAGGGGUUGAGUUGUAUUUUAUACAGUCUAUGGACUGAACAAGCUCCGAGCUCUGACUCCGUGACAGACCGGAUAUUGUUGUUACGUAACAAAAACACUGAAGUCUGAAACGGCUGGUUUCAGCACACAUUUACAGAAAGGUGGAGAAAUCAGAACAGGGGCAGAAUGGAUUCUUUUCAUUCUCGGGGGGUUUGUAGACAGGGACACAGAUUUCAGGUAGAGAAGCAUUAAAAAGUCUAUUUUGCAUGAUAUGUCACCUUUAAGGAAGUUUUGAGAAGGACCACAGACUGUUUUAUCUUGAGGUAUCUUUCAGAGUGUUUAGGGACUUGUGUGUCGUGAGUUCUGACAAACUGAGCAGCUGAUUCAAAUGUUCAAAAAUUUCUUUUUUUAUCCUGUAUUUUCACACAAAGUUUAAAAUAAACUUUAGUUUCAAAUCUA